AUGAAAAUCUUUCCUUUCUCCUCAACUCCAGAGAACUACCCAGAUCAGCAUAACCAAACACAGCUCAGUGAUAUCACAGACGAACAGUUCAAUGCUGAAUGGCAAAAUCACACUUACCAGUGGUACCAUCGUGUUUAUCAAGCCAUUUGCUUCCUUUUAUUCUUGGGUCCGAUCAGAUUAGUCAUAGGCGUUGGCGGAUUUGCCCUUAUGAACUUAUUUGUCAUCUAUGGCCGUAUGAUUCAGCUCAAAUUAACAAAUAACAAUCGCAAGUUCAUGAAGAAAUUCUUCUACUACUGCUUACAAGUCUCUGUCAGACUUGUUUCGUUCGCUUUCGGCCAUAUGAAGAUCAGAAUCCAUGGAAAAGCCGAUCCAGACACCAGAAUCAUCAUUUCCAACCACAGUGCAUACCAUGACCCAUUCAUUGUUUCAUAUUGCAUCCACUGCAGUGUUGUUUGCAAGUGGGAAAUUGGCCAAUCCAUCUUAAAAUACAUGUUAGAUCCAUUAGAUCCAAUAUAUGUCCGUAGAGAUCAGAGUGGCGGCCAAUCAAAGCUUAUUGUUGAACAAGCCGAUAACAAGGAACUCCUUCCUGUCCUCAUUUUCCCAGAAGGAACAACACAUAAAGGAGAUUAUCUCUUUAAGUUCCACAGAAGCGCUUUCAUCACACAGCACAAGGUUCAACCAGUCCUCAUCAGAUAUAACCAGCCAUUUGUUCCAAGAGGAUGGAACUCCUACGGCUGGACUCAGACAAAUACCCUCGAAUACUUCUUCAUGUGCCUCGCUAUGCCAUUAAACUUCGUCGACGUUACAUUCCUCCCAGCUAUGACACUGGCUGAGAACGAAAACUCCCCAGAUAAGUUCGCUGAAAACGCAGAACUUCUUGUCGCUAAUUUCUUCGGAAUCAAGGCAACAACACGCUCAAACGAUGAAAUCUUUAAGCACAAGAAAGCACAAAAGGCCGCACAACAGCAAAAUACUCAAAAUAACCAGGAACAGCCAAAGCCUGAAGAAAAUCACGAAAAAGUCAACUAA
This is a messenger RNA of Trichomonas vaginalis G3, 1029 nucleotides long. Its product is annotated as sn-1-glycerol-3-phosphate C16:0-DCA-CoA acyl transferase protein. Lineage: Eukaryota; Parabasalia; Trichomonadida; Trichomonadidae. The transcript has a single exon. The coding region runs from base 1 to 1029 and encodes 342 amino acids. The record is from RefSeq and is a predicted model, not a curated record.